Molecule: messenger RNA, 1744 nt
Organism: Trichophyton rubrum CBS 118892
Lineage: Eukaryota; Fungi; Ascomycota; Eurotiomycetes; Onygenales; Arthrodermataceae
Product: septum-promoting GTP-binding protein 1
Exons: 2
Coding region: 276-1379 (367 amino acids)
Biological process (GO): regulation of exit from mitosis
Cellular component (GO): spindle pole body
Molecular function (GO): GTP binding; GTPase activity
Source: RefSeq, a predicted model, not a curated record
AAGGAGAACGAAAAAGAAGACGCCUGAUAGGCUUUCUAUACGUCGGAGUGGCAUUCCUUUCGCACCUAGGGGCUUCCCCUCGUACUUCCUGCAUGCGCAGUCCUUUCGUUCAACGCCGAAACUGAGCAGAAACUGACGUAUUUGUCGAGAACGGACGAGCCUUUCAUCACGCGAGAGACCUUGGGUCUAUUUAUGCCCGUCCUCCCAGCCUGACAAUUCGUGUGAUACCAUCUCUUGAUACGCUGUGAGGGCUGCUUUUUAGCCCAGACGUGGAGAUGGAUACGUUGACGAAAGAGGUUGACAAGCUCCAGGUUGAAGACGAUCCCACUGUGACACAACCCACGGAGACAACAACAACAACUACAUCAACAACAGCAGCAGAUGCUGACCAACCGCCGCCCCCGGCUGAAACUGAACUUGUAGCAGCGCCAACACCUGGAUCUGCACAGGAUCCUGCGUCUACUGUAGAACACGCUCCAGAGCCUGAGUCCGCACCAGUCCCUGAAAACUUGGUUCCACAAACCCCGGAGCAAGAAAUUCCCGCCCGUAUUGAUGAGACGCCCUCGAAUUAUUCACAGACGUACAAUAACGGCUAUAGCAACGGACAGCAAAGUCACCACUCGUCAUUCUCCCCUGAAUACAUUCAGUCAACUACACCAGCGCUACAUACACAUGAGAGUGAUCUCUCACCUGCGUCAAGGCAUAACUCCCCCACCAUGUCUUAUCAACAAUACCAACUUCCCUCACAACCCGCCUCUCGUCCAGGAUCGGGGGUGUCGAACUCUGGAGAUAGAUAUGGAUACUCUCAGCAAUACCACGACCAGAAUCCAAGGCAGCAACAGCAGCAGCAGCAGCAGCAGCAGCAUCAACAGCAAACACAACAGCAUCAGCAACAAUCGGCAGCACCAAGCAAGAAUAGUGUUGUGAUUAAGGUUGGAAUGGUUGGUGACGCUCAGAUUGGCAAAACGAGUUUGAUGGUCAAGUAUGUCGAGGGUAGCUGGGACGAGGACUAUAUCCAGACUUUAGGGGUCAAUUUCAUGGAAAAGACUAUUUCAAUCCGGAACACAGAAAUCACCUUUUCAAUCUGGGAUCUAGGUGGACAGCGAGAAUUUGUCAACAUGUUACCCCUUGUCUGCAAUGACGCAGUGGCCAUCUUGUUCAUGUUCGACCUCACCCGGAAAAGUACACUUAAUUCCAUCAAAGAGUGGUAUCGACAAGGGAGAGGAUUCAACAAGACUGCCAUACCUUUCCUCGUUGGAACUAAAUAUGAUCAUUUUGUCAAUUUCCCCCGCGAAGACCAGGAGGAAAUAUCAAUACAAGUAAGACCCUUAGCCUUUUUGCAAUUUUUGGUUACAAACUGUAGAAUGAAGGCUGAUUAGUCCUGACAGGCCAAACGGUUUGCCAAGGCGAUGAGGGCGAGUUUAAUAUUUAGUAGCACCAGCCACAGUAUCAACGUACAAAAGGUGGGUUGUUGCGCCAUUCAAUUUAUUCCAAGGUCCUCUGCUAACUGUACUCUGUAAGAUAUUUAAAAUCGUCCUCAGCAAGGCAUUUGACCUUAAAUGCACAAUCCCUGAGAUUGAGAAUAUUGGUGAACCCUUGUUGCUGUAUCAAUCUGUCUAAGCCGAGGACAAGGUGUUGAUGAAAGUGACGACUAUAUAUGUCUCCAUGAUGUAACGGACUAGCAACUACGAUCGACGAAACAAGUCUUGCUAUCAAUGGUCCCACGCUGAAGAUAAGAUGGCCG